GCUCGAUGCGAAUAAACGUGACACGAAAUUCGAUAAAACGGCACCGGACACUAGGAUACACAACGCUGAAACGUGAUCCAUUGGAGGGAUGGCGAGACUCAGUGUUGGGUGCCCCGCGCCGGUUGCUAACUACCCUCGGCAGUCUCUCAAGAGAUUCCUCACCCUUUCCUGCCUCGAGAGAAGAGCCUCUGCCGAGUCUUCCUGUGCCAGAUCUGGAGACAACCAUGCAGAAGUAUCUUGCCCAGGUUGAGGCGAUAACGCCUGGUCAUAUGGAAAAAACCAGACAGCUGGUGAGAGCUUUUCUAUCUGGACCAGGACCCAAACUCCAACAGCGUCUGCUUGAGCGAAGACAGGAUAAGGUCAAUUGGGCACUGGACUGGUGGCUUGCAGACAUGUACCUAACAAUUCCGCUGGGUCUGCCCAUCAAUAGUAACCCAGGACUCGCAGCUAAACCCAAAAAAUUUAGUUCUCAGACUGAUGCAGCUACCUAUCUGGCUAGAUUCAUCAUGGCUUUGUUGGAUUAUCAGGAAAAAUUAGAUAGGAAUGAACUAGAGGUGGAGCAAGUAAAAAGCCGAGACGGAAAGACAAUGCAACCGAUGUGCAUGGCCCAGCAUUACCAAAUUCUCCGAACGUAUCGUAAACCAGGUGAAAUGGCUGACGAACACCUCCACCUGGACAGAUCGACUUCCGGUGAUCACAUAAUCGUGGCUCAUCAGAAUCAGUUUUACAGUGUACCUGUUCGUGCAUCAGAUCGUGGACGAAUAACGGAGGCGGAAUUGAUGCAGCAGCUAAUGAAAAUUAUAGAAACUCCAGCCGACCCACGUACACCACCCGUUGGGAUCUUAACAGCGACAAAACGUCCUAUCUGGGCUAAAGCGCGAAUGGAGUUGUUGAAAAACGAACGCAAUCGUCACAACCUGGAGCUCCUGGAGCAAUGUCUCUGCAUCGUCUGCAUCGACGACGACGUUCUCCCCGUGACUUUCAACGAACCGUACAAAAAAGAAGAUCGAUGGCUGAAUGAUCGUGACUAUGCCAAUGCACUUCAUCAUUGUCUCCACGGUGGUGGCUCUCGUCAUCUCGGCGCUAAUCGUUGGUUCGACAAGACUUUCCAUAUUAUAAUUGGCAAGGAUGGAUUUUGGGGAGUAACGUACGAGCACUCGUCCGGCGAAGCUUCAUCGAUAUUCAACGCUUUCGAGGCCCUCACCGAGAAAGUCGACGAAAUGCCUCCCUCGGAGGAGAAUCCAGUGCCCUCUCAUCUUCCAGCACCUGAGAAAUUCGAGUGGUGUCUCUCAGAGCAGAGCCUCAGCGACAUUCGUGAGGCCAUGACAGCAUUCGAUGCUCUCGUUGAAGAUCUGGACCUCUGCAUCUUGUGGUUCGAGGACUACUCCAAGGAAUUCAUCAAGGCCUGCAGUAUCAGUCCGGACGCCUACAUUCAACUCGCACUGCAAUUGACCUAUUUCAGGCUGCACGGUCGUUUAGUGGCGACUUACGAGAGUGCAGGCAUCCGUAGAUUUGCCCUGGGUCGUGUUGAUGUGAUUCGAGCAGCGAGUCCAGAGAGUCUUGCGUGGGUGAAAGCCAUGUGCCAAGGAGAUCCCGAUGCCCAGAACGAUGCCCAGGACGAGGGCUCCAAAAGAGUACAGUUCACCAUUUACAGUGAGCAACGCAUCAAGGAAUUGUUCGAUCUGGCUGUACAACGUCAGACCAAGGAGAUCAGUGAUAACAUUCAUGGAUACGGAAUUGAUAAUCACUUGAUGGGACUGAGGUACACCGCUCAAGAGACUGGCGAACCACUUCCGGAACUUUUCACUGACGAGGCCUUCAAGAUUGUUCAUCAUUUUGCAUUAUCUACUUCUCAGGUGACGACGAGAAACGACGCAAUUGUCGGUUACGGUCCAGUUGUACCUGACGGCUACGGGUGCGCUUAUAAUCUUCGUAAAAAUGGUUUCAUCUUCUCCGUAUCUGCAUUCCACAGUGAUGGAAGAACUAGCGCUAAAAAAUUCGCACAGGCACUUGAGAUGAGUAUGAGGGAAAUGGCUGCAAUGCUGAAGAACUCUAAGAAAUAGCAAUUUCAAUUAUGAAAGGGUAAUGGCAAUUACUUGGAAAUCAGUGGAGACUAUGUAGAAAAUUAGAUGAAUUUGAUAGGUGCUAAUUUUCAUUAAUUUAAUUAGAGAAUCGAAUAAUUUGUGAUAGAUUGUGGAGGAAGAAUAUUGUUGCUUACGACAAUGAGUUGAAGUCGCAGUUUUUACUUUAGCCAAUGGACUUGCAUUGGCGUCCGCACCAAUGCACUCUUGUCCAAGCAAAUUAGUAAAUGAAAUCGAUGGUACUUGUCUAUCUAGUCCGUGAAAUGCUCUAACCAUGUAAGUGCUUCAGUAUUUCUCUUUGGUUGUUAAAUUUAUGGCCUACAAUUACCAAAAGAAGAUUAUCGAGACCAAACAAUUAUUUACAAACGAGGAAUUCUCAUGAUGUUCUUCGCAGGGCCGAGUGAUUAAGAGUUAAUUAUCAGAGUAAUAUAUCAC
Molecule: messenger RNA, 2516 nt
Organism: Fopius arisanus
Lineage: Eukaryota; Metazoa; Arthropoda; Insecta; Hymenoptera; Braconidae
Gene: ChAT
Product: Choline acetyltransferase
Exons: 12
Coding region: 6-2063 (685 amino acids)
Biological process (GO): acetylcholine biosynthetic process; neuromuscular synaptic transmission
Cellular component (GO): cytoplasm; neuron projection
Molecular function (GO): choline O-acetyltransferase activity
Source: RefSeq, a predicted model, not a curated record